AUGCUCCUCAGAGAAGCCAUGAACGACCCUCUCCUCGAGCGCUACUCGUGUGUUGUGCUGGACGAGGCCCACGAGAGGACGGUCUCGACAGAUGUCCUCUUCGGCCUCAUCAAGCAGGUUGUCAGUCAGAGGAAGGACAUGAAGCUGAUUGUCAUGAGUGCCACUCUGGAUGCUGGCAAGUUCCAGCAGUACUUCAACGACUGCCCAAGAGUCGAUGUCCCUGGACGCACUUUCCCAGUUGAAAUCUUCUACACCCAGGAAGCAGAGAGGGACUACCUUGAAGCUGCCAUCCGCACAGCAGUGCAGAUUCACCUCUGCGAGCCACCAGGAGACAUUCUUCUGUUCUUGACGGGUGAAGAUGAGAUCGAACAAGCCUGUGCCAAGAUCGAUGCUGAGCUUAAGGGUCAGAACGACAAGGAAGUUGGCCCAGUAACUUGCGUUCCUCUUUACUCCGCUCUCCCACCUCACGAACAACAGAAAGUUUUCGAUCCUGCUCCACCACCAAAGUUUCCGGGAGGACCAGCUGGAAGGAAAAUCGUGGUUUCGACCAACAUUGCAGAAACAUCCUUGACAAUUGAUGGAAUCGUCUAUGUGAUCGAUCCCGGAUUCAGCAAACAGAAGGUGUACAACCCCAGGAUUCGAGUAGAAUCCUUGCUCGUCACGGCUAUCUCUCAGGCAAGCGCGAACCAGCGAGCAGGUCGUGCAGGACGUACAAGGCCAGGGAAGUGCUUCCGUCUCUACACUCAGAAGGCAUUCCACAAGGAGCUGCAGGAGCAGACUUACCCCGAGAUGCUCCGAUCGAACUUGGGGUCUGUUGUGCUCACCUUGAAGAAGCUGGGGAUCGACGAUCUGGUGCAUUUCGACUUCAUGGAUCCUCCAGCCCCCGAGACUCUGAUGAGAGCGCUCGAGCUCCUCAACUACCUCGGAGCUCUGAAUGACGAUGGUGACCUUACUGAGCUCGGCGCCACAAUGGCUGAGUUUCCUCUGGAUCCUCAGCUGGCGAAGAUGCUUGUGGCAAGCCCUCAGUACAACUGUAGCAAUGAAAUCCUCUCGAUAGCUGCAAUGCUGUCGUCGCCAAACAUUUUCAUGAGGCCAAAGCAAGCGCAGCGAGCGGCAGAUGAAGCGAAGGCUCGCUUCUCGCACGUGGACGGAGAUCAUUUAACCUUGCUGAAUGCGUAUUAUGCCUGGAAGUCGAAUGGAGAAGAUAAGAAAUGGACCUACGACAACUUCUUGAAUUUCCGCUCACUGCAGUCGGGUGACAGCGUUCGUCAGCAGCUGGCACGCUUGAUGGCCAAGUACAACCUACCCUUGACCAGCACUGAGUUCAACAGCAAGGACUACUAUGUCAACAUCCGCAAGAGCCUUGUCUCGGGAUUCUUCAUGCAAGUUGCACACCUAGAUCCAUCCGGCCACUACCAGACGGUCAAAGACAACCAACCUGUCGCGCUCCAUCCCUCUUGCUGUUUGGACCACAAGCCCGAAUGGUGCCUCUACCACGAGUUCACCCUUACCACCAAGCAGUUCAUCCGCACAGUGACAGAGGUCAAGGGCGAGUGGCUGGUUGACAUCGCCCCACAGUACUACGACUUGAGAAACUUCCCUCAGAGUGGAGCGAAGCGAGCACUGGAGAAAAUCGUUGCUCGUCGCAAGGCGAACGCAUAACUCUAGUGGGACUGUGACAGCCGUUGGUUUCCUUGUUGGACUCUUUUCCUGUAAUGAAUGCAAUGAUAUAUCGU
Molecule: messenger RNA, 1736 nt
Organism: Guillardia theta CCMP2712
Lineage: Eukaryota; Cryptophyceae; Pyrenomonadales; Geminigeraceae
Exons: 4
Coding region: 1-1662 (553 amino acids)
Cellular component (GO): intracellular anatomical structure
Molecular function (GO): RNA binding
Source: RefSeq, a predicted model, not a curated record